This is a messenger RNA of Angiostrongylus costaricensis, 360 nucleotides long. The record is from the annotation of a GenBank genome assembly. NCBI's taxonomy places the organism in Eukaryota, Metazoa, Nematoda, Chromadorea, Rhabditida, Metastrongylidae.
AUGGGUUACAUGUACCUUGCUCUUCCUCUCCUACUCCUGCUGUCUCAACGCAUUUCUUCUCGUUCUGAUCAAUUGGGCUACAUUAAAUCCGGAACAAUGCCUUUACAAGCGACCUAUGGACGGAAUACUAGGGGCUAUGGUUUAAUAUUAUUUUCUCGAAAAUCUGAUUCAGGUGCGGCUUGGAAAUACACUGAGCACAUCGGCUACAUCUUCACAACCGACACUGAAGUGGAGAGCUUCCCGAUCUUCACUGUACACUGUUAUGAUGAUCGUUUCAACACCACUGAAUUUGUCAGCCAGUACGGCUUGAAGGAUCCUGUGGCCGGUAGCUUCUUCAGAGCCCAAUUCGAACCGAAAUAA